This is a messenger RNA of Habropoda laboriosa, 1612 nucleotides long. It is a transcript of the gene mTerf3, whose product is annotated as transcription termination factor 3, mitochondrial. Bases 135 to 1379 code for a protein of 414 amino acids. The record is from RefSeq and is a predicted model, not a curated record. The transcript has 2 exons. Gene Ontology annotation, molecular function: double-stranded DNA binding. Gene Ontology annotation, cellular component: mitochondrion. Gene Ontology annotation, biological process: mitochondrial ribosome assembly; regulation of DNA-templated transcription. NCBI's taxonomy places the organism in Eukaryota, Metazoa, Arthropoda, Insecta, Hymenoptera, Apidae.
UGUAUACAUAGUACUGUGUAGCAAUUUGCACAUACAAUGCAAGUAGAUUAGUGUAAAAAAAAUUCUACUGCUUAUGCUUUUCUAACGUUGUGACUUAAUAAUUGUACAUCUAUGCUUUAAUUUCAUUAUUAAAUAUGGUGUUUUCACGAUCGUCUGUACUACUACGCUUGGCACGCUGCAAAACCGACAAAGCUACAAAUCUUAUUUCUUCAAAUGUUUCAAAAAAUUUCAGACUAUUUGCACAUUCUACAGAAGAUACACUAAAAAAUGAAAUACAAAAGUAUACUGUUGAAGACUGUCAUUUAACAAAGAACGCUACACCUAAUAAUACCAGGCACAUUGAGAGGUUAACAAAAGAUAACGCAAACACUGAGAGUGAUAAUAAUAAUACAAACAUGCAUAAUGAACUGCAAAUGUCACAUAAUGUUGAAUUAUUAGAAAGAAAUAACUAUAUGUUUAGUGAUGCUUUAGAAGAUAUAGAUAUAAAAUUACCAGGACCAUUAGAUCGAUGUACCGAAGACCUUUCUCAUAUUGUACCUGAGUUAGGACCAACUUAUAAUUUUGCAAAAUAUGCAGAUCGUUCAAAUACCAUCCAACAAUUAGUCAAACUAGGAGUUGAGCUAUACAAAUUAGAACGCGACAGAGAUGUGAUAGAAAUGAUUCUGAGUCUUGAUUUUGACAAACACAUGAAACCAUACAUACAAUUUUUACAUGAUUGUGGUGUAAGCUCUGAAAAUCUUGGAAACUUUAUCACUAAAAAUCCGUACAUAUUCAAGGAGGACAUGGAUGACCUUUAUACAAGAAUAAGAUAUUUAAAAGCUCAUAAUUAUACUUCAGAAAUGAUACAAGUGAUAUUGACUAGACAUCCUCCUUGGUUAUCUUUCAAUACAAGAGAAAUAGAUACGAGAUUGGGUCAUUUUCAAGUUACUUUUGAGUUAAGUGGUCAUGACGUAAGGUGUUUAACUGUGCACAGUCCGAAACUUAUAACAUAUGACAUGGAACGUAUAAAAUACAGUACCUUUGCUGUAAAAGAAGAAAUGUGUUUUAAUACACGUGAAAUGAGACUAAUUUUGCUGAAUGCACCUCAUGUAUGGAUCCGUGCCAGAAGUAAAGUGGUGGAAACUUUUGAUUACCUCCAUAAUCAUAUGGAACUACCACAUAAACUUAUAAGUCAGCAACCAAAGGUCUUACUUUGUAAAAGACCUAGACUUGAGAAAAGAGAUCAGUUUUUAGCGUACUUAAAAAGAAACCAGUAUGAUCCUAAAAAACCCUUAUAUGUGUCCCCAUUAGCUUUAGUUGAAGGUAGUGAUACGGAUUUUUGUAUAAAUGUUGCAAAAGCUUCUGUUUCUACUUACAAUGAAUUUUUAAAGUCCUUUUAAUGUAUAAAGCAACAACAUUUAAUAUAAAUAGAAUUGUAUCAUGAUAAAUGUUUACAUUUUCAGCCUUCCUCUUUGUAGCAGCGUAAUCUUUAUUUUACUUAAAUAUUAGAUAUCCUUACAUAUUUCUAUAGAUUUUUAUGUACAGCUUUGUAUAUCUUACACAAAAAUGUUUAAUCUUUUAUGCCAAUACCAUCUGAGAUGAUACAAAAAAACCAACAGAGCUUGUAUUAUUA